AUGGGUGGUAUUAACUCCGGCGGACAAGUAUAUCCAUUUACUGAUGCUCUGCGAAAGGAGCACCAGCUCUACUUAUUAAAGCAUGCAUUAUUAAUAGCAUCGGAUCCACAGCUUUCCUUGGGCCCCCUAGACGAACCACCGGAGAGGAUUCCGCAGCUGCCGGAGUACAUUAUCAGAGAAAGACUAUCUGAUACCAAAGACAGCUAUGUCCUUGGAAAGGGUGAUCAGCAAGGUGAAUCUAAAAUUGAUAAGAACGGCAGACUACAAGGCAGCAGGCAGUACUUGUUUCCAACAUUCACUAUGCCUAAUCGCCAGUCAACUCUGUACGCUUUGGUGCAUGAUGUGAUGGAGGCACUUCAAGAGAAAACAGACGAAUCUCACUUUCUACAGAAGUAUUUACAACUAUACCCACUUAAGGCAAGCGAGGAAGAGAUGAGUUUUUUGGUGAGCGAAAAUUUGGUCUCUGCCGGAACUAAAGAUAUCAUUUUCGUCACAGCUAAGUCCGUCUUUAUGCUUUUUGGAGCGAAAGUAAUUGUCGGUGGAACGCGAAUUGUUGAUGAUUACUGGGAACAGGUUGUUAGAAAGCAAGGCUUUUUACCUCAUCAUAGAGUUUUUAUCAUACCACACAAAAUCCUCGAGACACUCAAAACUUUGCGACCGAAACUAAAUAAAAUUCAACCCAACGUUGUGGAGGAUCGUACCAAUUUUGUGGGCGAAUCGCCAUACCCUACUAUAGCUGAACAACCUUCUUCGGAGCUUCGGCAGGAAUAUGCUCGUGAGUGUUCUAGUGGUCAGCACUUGACUUUAAUUAUACCUGGUCAGAAUAUUGAUGGUUCAUUGGAACUAAGUUCCCGGUUCAAAGUCCCAAAAUAUCAUAGUAAGAAUUCUAUGCAAACGGCUUUAGCAGCAAAUGCACAAGACACUCCAAUUUCUCUUCUUCCUUACCAUCAAACUGGGCCACAGGUCGGUCAUUCAGAAGCUUCGCGAAAAAGCAGUAGUCGUCUGUUAGGCGAUAUUUUGGAUCAUCCAGUCGGUGAAAAGAGCGUGAAUCAAGAAGAAUUCAAGUCAAAUGUGAGUGAGGGGAGUCUAUUGGGUGCGUUGUUGAGUAUUAAUGGCUGGAAAUUUGAUUCCCUACCGAUCACUACAGGAAAGACGGAUUCAGGGUAUUACUCAGCAAGAGGUCUUCCCUUCUAUGAGCCCGAGACGCUUCUUCCACGUCUUAAAAACCUAACGCCCAACGAUGUCAAUGAAAUGGAGCAUGUUCAUGAUGCCGUGUACUUCAAUAAAGGAAUACAAAAGAUUAGGAAGGGAAGAAGGGACAAGUGGUUGAGAUAUUGGCAAUACAAAGCGGGCAUACCAAUUGGAAUGACCAAGAGGGCAACCGAUUCAAUCUUGAAAAACCAUCUGUCUAGUAUUCUUAACCAUGUCGAUACUGAAACCAACUUCAAUGAGGCAAAAAAUAUGGAGGAAGUAUAUAUUACGAAAAGAAUUCCGAAUGCCAACUUUCUGGGUAACUCUAACAUAACGGGAUUGAAACCUCCAUAUGUAAGUGAUAAUUAA
Messenger RNA from Lachancea fermentati, 1560 nucleotides. The record is from the annotation of a GenBank genome assembly. NCBI's taxonomy places the organism in Eukaryota, Fungi, Ascomycota, Saccharomycetes, Saccharomycetales, Saccharomycetaceae.